Molecule: messenger RNA, 2132 nt
Organism: Gossypium raimondii (Peruvian cotton)
Lineage: Eukaryota; Viridiplantae; Streptophyta; Magnoliopsida; Malvales; Malvaceae
Product: probable WRKY transcription factor 31
Exons: 6
Coding region: 169-1866 (565 amino acids)
Biological process (GO): regulation of DNA-templated transcription
Molecular function (GO): DNA-binding transcription factor activity; sequence-specific DNA binding
Source: RefSeq, a predicted model, not a curated record
UAUUGGCGACCCCUUUGCACCGGCAAGAAGACUUGAAAGACUUUGUAACACAUAUUAAACACCUUCCCAAUUCUCAUCUCUCCAUUUUCUUUUUCUUCUUUCAACUCCCCAUCUUUAAUUUGGUCUCUUUGAUCUGGUUUAAGUCUUGUUACUGUUGUUAGGUUAUUUAUGGAGAAGGGAUGGGGCCUUACCCUUGGUAAUUCUGAUCCUGUGUCUAGUUUCUUCCACAACAAAACUAAUUCCACCGCUGGACCUGUCUUCAGGUUAAAACAGCACCCAGACAUGUUACAAUUCCCUGUUAGCCUUGCUGGCUCCAGGGAGGACCGCCCUGGAACCUCCUCUUCCUCCUCACCUGCCUCCGAUGACAACCGGGUGGCGGUUGAUGAGGUCGACUUUUUCUCCAAUAAGAAACACGGGGUUGUUGAUGAAAAGAAAACCGGUACUGUCAUCGUCAAGACGGAGACUACUUCUCAUGGUGGAGACGGUCCAAGCUCUGAUCAUUUGGAUGUAAAUACUGGGUUGCAUCUUCUUACGGUUGAUGAUGGGAAAUCAUCGGAAACGGAGGAUAAGCGAGAAAAGAAUGCGCUGGCGGAAUUACAAGCUGAGUUCAAACGUGUGAAUGUUGAAAAUCAGAAGUUAAGAAACAUGAUUAGUCAUGUCAGCAACAACUACACUGCUCUCCAGAUGCACCUUGUCACCUUAAUGCAACAACACAGGAACCGUGAAGCCAAAAACACCCAAGAACAUGAGAUUCAAGAAGUGAAAUCCGAAGUUAAAAAAGAUGAGGUGGUAGUGCCUAGACAAUUUAUGGAACUAGUCCCACAUUCAGGCACAGCUGAAACAGAUGAGAUGACUCAUCCUUCAUCAGAAGAAAGAACGCGUUCAGGGUCUCCUCCGAACAACGUGGAAGUUGCAUCCAAGGAUUCUAUCAAAGGCAACAAUGAAAUUUCUCAGUUUAAUCAGGAGGAGCGGGAUGGCAAGAGAAUUGAUAGAGAAGAAAGCCCAGAAUCUGAUGGCUGGGGUCCUAACAAAGCCCAAAAGCUGAAUCCUGCAAAGCCAAUUGAACAAUCUACAGAGGCCACCAUGAGGAAAGCUCGUGUUUCUGUUCGAGCUCGAUCGGAAGCUCCCAUGAUCAGUGAUGGGUGUCAAUGGAGAAAAUAUGGACAAAAGAUGGCGAAAGGAAACCCCUGUCCUCGAGCUUAUUACCGAUGCACCAUGGCAGUUGGUUGUCCUGUCCGAAAACAAGUUCAACGCUGCGCUGAAGAUAGAACAAUAUUGAUAACAACAUACGAGGGCAACCACAAUCACCCACUUCCUCCAGCUGCCAUGGCAAUGGCAUCAACAACAUCAGCAGCAGCUAGCAUGUUGCUUUCAGGGUCAAUGCCCAGUGCAGAUGGGAUCAUGAACCCAAAUUUGCUUGCCAGGACCAUCCUUCCAUCCUCCAGCAUGGCAACCAUUUCAGCUUCCGCUCCAUUCCCAACUGUAACAUUGGACCUUACUCAAUCACCCAAUCCUCUUAAAUUCCAAAGACCGCCUCCCCAAUUCGAUGGCCCUUUUCCGGGCCAACCCCAAAACUUAGCCUCACUUUCUUCCCCUCAAUUGCCUCAAGCUUUUGGUCAACCACCGUUUAAUCAGUCAAAAUUCUCAGGCCUGCAGUUGUCUAAAGACAUGGGGUCUUCACAGUUGGGCCACCCACAAUUGCAGCAGCCUCAGCUUCCCACGCUGGCCGACAAAGUAAGCGCUGCCACUGCUGCUAUCACCAAUGAUCCCAGUUUCACCGCCGCCCUCGCUGCUGCCAUCACCUCCAUUAUUGGUGGUGCUCACCCAAAUACUAGCAGCAACACUUCCAACAACGACAACAAGUAAUGCCAACACCACAAGGAGCAGUCAAUAGAUCAGUAGGUUUUUUUCCCCGUAAAUUAUUUAGGGACGACUUCUUUAUUGAACCCAAUUUCCUUGUUAUUUUUAUUUUUUUCUCAGUGUUCUUUAAUUGGGGGAUUAGGUGGAGAUUACAUGUUUAUAUCUUUUUGUACUUUGUUAUGGGAGAGGGUUAGUAAACCGUACACAAACUUCAUUCUUUUUUCUUAUUGCUGCUUCAUUUCAAUAAUCCAAUUCAGAAUUUCCAAGUAAAA